This is a messenger RNA of Rana temporaria (common frog), 1492 nucleotides long. It is a transcript of the gene ANXA13, whose product is annotated as annexin A13. Gene Ontology annotation, cellular component: cytoplasm. Gene Ontology annotation, molecular function: calcium ion binding; calcium-dependent phospholipid binding. The transcript has 11 exons. The coding region runs from base 94 to 1044 and encodes 316 amino acids. The record is from RefSeq and is a predicted model, not a curated record. NCBI's taxonomy places the organism in Eukaryota, Metazoa, Chordata, Amphibia, Anura, Ranidae.
UAUUAAUCUCACCCAUCCAAUAAAACUGGAUUGUAAGAUUUCCCUACAGACAAAGCAGCAAACUCCUAGACGGACUUCAUUACCCCGACCAACAUGGGCAACUUCCAUCCAACCAUUCGGACUCAUCAUGAUUUUGAUGCAGAACGUGAUGCCAAAAAAAUCCACAAGGCCUGUAAAGGACUGGGAACUGAUGAAAAAGCCAUUAUUGAAGUGCUGGCAAAUAGGUCCUCACAACAGCGGCAUGAACUUAAGCAGAAGUACAAGGCAAUGUAUGGAAAGGAAUUAGAAAGCGUGUUGAAGAGUGAAUUGAGUGGAAACUUUGAGAAGACCGUCCUGGCACUGCUGGACCGGCCUUGUGAGUUUGACGCUAGAGAGCUGAGGAAAGCAAUGAAGGGGGCUGGAACAAAGGAGUCGGUGCUGGUUCAAAUCCUCUGUACAAGGGACAACCAGCAAAUACGCAACAUAAAAGCAUCCUACAAGAUGCUGUUUGACAGAGACUUGGAGGACGAUGUAAAAAGUGAUACCAGCGGAUACUUCAAGAAGAUUCUCGUGUCACUGCUGCAGGCAAAUCGCGAUGAAGGUCUAGAAAUUAAUGAAAAACGUGCUGGCGAGGAUGCCCAAAGGUUAUAUGAAGCUGGACAGUCUCGAUGGGGUACCGAAGAAUCAGAGUUUAAUGUUGUCUUGGCAACAAGGAACUACAUGCAGCUUAGAGCCACAUUUAAAGCAUAUGAGAUUCUGCAUGGCAAAAACAUUGAAGACGUGAUCAAAAGUGAAACAUCUGGCAAUCUGAAAUCAGCUUAUCUGACAAUAGUACAAUGCACUAAGGAUUGUCAAGCCUACUUUGCCAAAAAACUUUACAAAGCCAUGAAGGGCGGCGGGACAGAUGAGGACGCACUGAUCCGAAUUCUGGUCACCAGGGCAGAGAUUGAUCUCGAAACCAUCAAGCAAAAAUACUUUGAAUUGUACAAGAAGAACUUAGCGGAUGCUAUUAAAUCAGACACAUCUGGAGAUUUCUGUAGAAUACUAAUAGCUCUGCUGCAUUAAAGAGAACCCAGAAGCUGUCAAAUUUGUUCCUUCAGACUAAGGAGAUGGUACAUGUUCAUGAUAUGUUUUGAUAGAACCCAUGGUACGUGUUAACAAUGUGUAUUGAUAGAACCCUUGGUACGUGUUAACAAUGUGUAUUGAUAGAACCCUUGGUACAUGUUUAUGAUAUGUUUUGAUAGAACCCUUGGUACAUGUUUAUGAUAUGUGUUGAUAGAACCCUUGGUACAUGUUUAUGAUAUGUGUUGAUAGAACCCUUGGUACAUGUUUAUGAUAUGUGUUGAUAGAACCCUUGGUACAUGUUUAUGAUAUGUGUUGAUAGAAUCCAUGGUACAUCUUCAUGAUAUAUGUUGAUAGAACCUAUCUAUGUUCACUACAAACCUUUUACUCAUUGCUAAAACUGGAACAUUUAACUACCAUAUUUUAGAUACAAAUAAAGGUUUUUAACAAA